Molecule: messenger RNA, 1015 nt
Organism: Acaulospora morrowiae
Lineage: Eukaryota; Fungi; Glomeromycota; Glomeromycetes; Diversisporales; Acaulosporaceae
Source: the annotation of a GenBank genome assembly
AUGUCGCGAGAACAUCAUGAUAAUCAACCAAUUGGAAUCGAUCAUACUAAUGAGGAACCGUUAGAUCAUAGAGCUUCGGUGCCGUCCAUAAGAUCCGGCCAGGAAGGGCAGCAAUCGACUGCUGCUCCAAGGGUUUCAGUCUCUAAUGUACCGAGUUCGCAUGCUCGAUCCCACCCAACUUCCUCAAAUGUUAGCACCCGAGGAAAUUCUCCACCACCACCAAAGUUAACGCGACGCAAAUCCUCCUUCGUGGUGUCGGAGAAUGAAACACCCGAAAAUUCUGACGAAGAUACCGAUAAUUCUAGGAGAAGGAUCAGAAGAAGAGUUACGAGAAAUCGAUCCUAUAGGAAUCGCAGGCAAAGCGCUACCCCUAGUGAAAGUAUUGAUGAAAACGAGCGAGAGAGCCAUCGUUCGUCUCGUCGUGAAGAGGACGAUGCAAAUCAAGAUGACAUAGUGUAUAGCGGAAGCGAUCGUGAAUUUACACUCAAAGACAGGCAAGAUGCGAUUAAUAUAACACAUCCAUUUGGUCUUCCGCUAUGGAAACCUGCCUUGUACAAAAAAUCUCGUUCGGUGAUUCGUGAUGCCAAUUCUGCGUUGCAUUCGAUACCAUCAUCAGAAUUGUACUUGUAUCCAGGAAAUAUAGUUUGGGCGAUCUUAUUUGGAUGGUGGUUGGCGCUAAUUUCGUACAUCUUGUCAAUUUUUCUACUUCUGACACCAUCGGGAGGUUGGCAAUAUUCCCGAGUGUUACGAGAACUGAGUUAUUACAUAUUAUGGCCUUUCGGUAAAUAUGUAGAGCGAAUGGAGGAUGAAUGGGAUGGUGAAGAUGAAGAGCAGGGUGAAUUACAUGUUGGUGAUCAUGAUCUUCACAUUGAUGAGGAUCGCCCGCUACUGGGACGGCGAACGAGUUAUGGAAAUAUCCGAAGAAUGAAGAGAGACAACCAUGAUUUGUUCUGCGGGUUGAGCGAAAUAGGACCGGCUGGAUUUGUCUUUUAUUUCUGGUUCUUCUUGGUUAUAG